Messenger RNA from Tetrahymena thermophila SB210, 754 nucleotides. RefSeq lists its product as hypothetical. The transcript has 6 exons. NCBI's taxonomy places the organism in Eukaryota, Ciliophora, Oligohymenophorea, Hymenostomatida, Tetrahymenidae. The record is from RefSeq and is a predicted model, not a curated record.
UAAAUAUAUGCUAGAGUUAGUGAGUUUUGCAUAGUUAUUUUAAAUAUAUAUGUGCUAAUAACAUUAAUUGUUAGCAUAUUUGAUUAAAAUUAUAUUUAGAUAAACGAUACAAACUCUUUGAAUAAUAAAAUAAAAUUAAGAAUGCUUUAUUUAAAAAAAAAAUAUCCUCAUUUUUUUAAAUUUUUGAAAUUUAGGUAAAUAAAAAUAAUUAAAAUUCAUUAUUUAUGGAAGAAAGUCAUAUUGGCCUACCGAAAUUAAAUGUUUACUUAUAGUUCCAAUUUUGUAAGUAAAAUAAAUUUGAAUACUAAAUCUAUAAACAAAGCUCAUAGCAUCUAAAAAUCUAACAGCAAAAUACUUAAAGCAUUUAUUAAAGAGUCUUUAAAACAAUCUGAACAAUCUAAUUAACACAAACUAAUUAAAUCAUUAUAAAUAAAUGAUAAUCAGAUUAUUCCUAAAGACGAUUUGAAGAGCAUUAACUAUUCUUAAGUAUCAUUAUAGUCUGAAAACUAACAUAUUGAUGAUAAUUAAUAAAUAAAAAAUGAACAGCUUCCUACCUUCAGAACAUAAAGUGAGUGGUUAUCCAUAGAAAGUUAAGUAAUGAAUGCAGAUGCAAAUAGUGAUGAUAGCUGUAUUAAAAUCAAAAGCUAAGUAGAAUGAAAUUUCUAUUAAAAAUUAAAAAAAUCUAAAUAUUUUAAUUAUUUUAUUAAUAUGAAAUAAUAUUUAUUUUCUCUAUGUAACUAACUAAUGCAAUUCA